This is a messenger RNA of Pelobates fuscus (common spadefoot toad), 535 nucleotides long. Its product is annotated as beta-microseminoprotein-like. The record is from RefSeq and is a predicted model, not a curated record. The coding region runs from base 12 to 356 and encodes 114 amino acids. Lineage: Eukaryota; Metazoa; Chordata; Amphibia; Anura; Pelobatidae. The transcript has 4 exons.
CUUCAACAACAAUGAAGAUCUUAUUGGCACUUGCUGUAGCCCUUUCCGUAUCAGUUGCCCUCUCAAGUGCUGCGUGCUCUUUUAAGAAACUGACAUUAAAUGUUAAAACAAGAUCUGCAGUAUGCAUGAAUAAUGGAGAAGUUCAUGCAAUUGGUGAUGAAUGGAAGGGUCCAAGCUGUGAGAAGUGCAGUUGUAGUAACAAUGGAAUGCAGUGCUGUUCUACCUCAAGAAGACCACAAAACUUUGAUAAGGAGGAAUGCAAAAUGAUUUUUAAUAAAGAAAGCUGUAGUUACAAGGUGGUGAGAAAGGAUGACCCAUCACAAGAAUGCAAGGUCACGUCAUAUGUUUUGGGUUAAAACAACAAAUUUUGCUGCAACUCAAUUCACUCUAAAAAGUAAAUGUUCAUCUGCCAUCUUUACAAGGAGGAGAAAAUGUUUCAUAUACAAAGAAAAAUUGAAUCUUCUGAUCUUCACAUACAUGCAUCAAUCAUAUUAAAGUACUCAUGCUAUUGGUGAAAUAAAAAUAAAAAUAUACA